UAGCAUGCAUCAUGAUCUACUUCGUGAAAGAACUAUCAACCGACAACUACGGCAUCCCAUGGACAUUCAUCCUCGUACGUCCCACACCUCUUCAGCCUUCCCCGAAGCCUCCACUAACUCCCACACAGCUCCUCGCAGUCUCCCUCCUAACAGUCCUCUCCCUCGCAACGACAAUCGUCCUCCACUGUCUCUACGGCCUCAGCCCACUCCUCAACAUCGCCCUCAACUCCAUCCUCCUCGCGGUUUGGGCCGUCGGAUUCGGUAUGCUAUCCUGGUGGAGCUCGGGAACAUUGAAACAUGUCUGCAACAUGAGCAACUGGGACAGCGAUGUCGGCGUGGCGAUUUGUCGGAUAUAUAAAGUGCUGUUCAGCUUCGCCCUGUGCGGGCUUGUCGCGACCUUGGGGGCGUUGGUAUUGGAUGUUAGGGUUUGGAGGACGGCGGGUGCGAGGGGGAGGUUUACGGCGUUGGGGCGUGGGGAUGGGAAAGGGAUGAGGGUGGAGGUUGUGGGUGGUGCGGAUGGUGAUGGUGAUGGUGGAGGAGUUGAGUUGGGUGCGGCGGAGAAUGCUGGGAUGGUGGGUGGAAGGCUUGGGCGAGGUGGGAGGGAGGGAUAUGCGGUGCCACUUGAACAGUUUGAUCAGGAGGAUUCUAGUUACUAUGGUGCAUCGAGGAGGUGAAGAGAUUGGUGGUGAAAAGAGAGAAUACCACAGGUUAGAAUAGAACUUCGAAAGGCGCCCUAGGAUCAACGAUUGCAAAGGAUAAAAAUAUGAGAUUUAUGUUUUGAAGUUAAAAGCUCAAAACUUCAUACAAAUAAAAGGAAAAGGAAACCGCCUGGUAUAAAUUUACUCAAUAAUCAAAGUCUU
This is a messenger RNA of Aaosphaeria arxii CBS 175.79, 860 nucleotides long. RefSeq lists its product as uncharacterized. Lineage: Eukaryota; Fungi; Ascomycota; Dothideomycetes; Pleosporales. The record is from RefSeq and is a predicted model, not a curated record. The transcript has a single exon. The coding region runs from base 12 to 674 and encodes 220 amino acids.